Messenger RNA from Miscanthus lutarioriparius, 1677 nucleotides. NCBI's taxonomy places the organism in Eukaryota, Viridiplantae, Streptophyta, Magnoliopsida, Poales, Poaceae. The record is from the annotation of a GenBank genome assembly.
AUGGCGUCCGUACCACCCCUCCCCCAAAAUCGCCCCUCAGACGCCGCCGCCCUUCUCUUCCGCUCCCCCUCCUUCUCACCCGGGAUCUCGCCUUCUUCGGCUGCCCGGCCGCGCAGGUUCCCGGUGGUUGCGUCGGCGCGCGAGAUGCCGUGGCCGCACGUGCUGACGGUGGCCGGCUCCGACUCCGGCGCCGGCGCGGGCAUCCAGGCGGACAUCAAGGCGUGCGCGGCCCUAGGAGCCUACUGCUCCUCCGUCAUCACUGCCGUCACCGCGCAGAAAACCGUCGGCGUCCAGUCACGUUAUGCCCGAUUCCCCAUCUUUUCUUUUGCUACUAGGGGUCCAUGCUGUGCCGGAGGAGUUCGUGGGGGAGCAGCUCAGGUGAAAACUGGGAUGCUCCCUUCAGCUGGAGUAGUUAAAGUUCUCUGCGAGAGUCUUAGGAAGUUUCCAGUCAAAGCUCUAGUGGUGGAUCCGGUCAUGGUGUCCACCAGUGGUGAUACUCUUUCAGGACCAUCUACUCUCGCUACAUAUAGGGAUGAACUGUUUUCUAUGGCUGAUAUAAUCACUCCUAAUGUGAAAGAAGCAUCUAAGUUACUUGGGGAUGUAUCAUUGCAUACAAUUUCUGACAUGCGCAAUGCAGCUGAAUCCAUUUACAAACUUGGUCCGAAAUAUGUGCUUGUGAAAGGUGGGGAUAUGCCAGAUUCACCAGAUGCAAUUGAUGUAUUAUUUGACGGUAAGGAAUUCAUUGAGCUUCGUGGUCUGCGUAUAAAGACUUGUAACACACAUGGAACUGGUUGCACAUUAGCUUCAUGUAUUGCUGCUGAAUUAGCAAAAGGUGCAACAAUGCUGCACGCUGUUCAGGUUGCAAAGAAAUUUGUGGAAUCUGCUCUUUAUCACAGCAAAGAUCUUGUGAUUGGAAAUGGACCUCAGGGCCCUUUUGACCACCUCUUCGAGCUCAAUUCUCCGUUAUACAAGAUGGGAUCACUGCAAAAGUUGAAUCCAGAUGACCUCUUCCUGUAUGCAGUGACAGACUCUGGGAUGAACAAGAAGCGGGGUCGUUCGAUAAAAGAUGCCAUGAAAGCUGCCAUUGAAGGUGGCACUACCAUUGUCCAAUUGAGAGAGAAAGAUGCCGAGACACGGGAGUUCUUGGAAGCUGCCAAGGCUUGUGUGGAAGUCUGCAAGUCCAGUGGAGUGCCGCUGUUGAUCAAUGACCGCAUAGAUGUCGCUCUGGCAUGCAACGCAGAUGGCGUCCAUGUUGGUCAAUCAGACAUGCCUGCAUGGGAAGUACGAGAGCUCCUAGGACCUGGAAAGAUCAUUGGCGUCUCAUGUAAAACCCCGGCCCAAGCCGAGCAGGCAUGGAAGGAUGGUGCAGAUUACGUCGGCUGUGGCGGUGUCUUCCCAACCUCAACGAAGGAGAACAAUCCCACCUUAGGGUUUGAGGGCUUGAGGACCGUCUGCUUGGCUUCGAAGCUGCCCGUGGUCGCCAUCGGCGGCAUCAAUGCUGGAAAUGCAGCUUCGGUCAUCGAGCUUGGGUUCCCAAAUAUGAAAGGUGUGGCUGUGGUCUCUGCUCUGUUUGACCGGGAAUGUGUCGCGACUGAGACAAGAAACCUCAGAUCCAUCCUGAAGAAUGCUUGCUCUAGAUCUCAGAGCACGUUGGCACGUUGGCACCUGUUCAUUUAA